CCGCUGAUUUAGCCGCUGAUAUGCGUCGAAGUUAUUCAAGAUUGUAUUCUUUAUCUUCUUCUUUUAAUCCUAUUAGUCUUGCAAGCAAGCGAAUGAUGUCACAGAAACUUUACUUCGGUCCUGGGGAAUUCAUUUCAUAUAACUUCUCUCAGGGUUCUCUCCCAGGGGUAAUAUUUCUACCAGGGUUGAUGUCUUCCAUGAACGGAACGAAAGCUUUAGCGCUGGAGGAAUUCUGCGUAAAAACUGGUCGCGCAUAUACACGGUUCGACCAUAGAGGUCUAGGCGAGUCCAGUGGGAAGCCAGUGGACUGCACAGUCAGCUCUAGGAAGGAAGAUGUGCUGAGAUUAAUGGAGGAGAUUAAGGGCCCUCAAGUUCUUAUUGGUUCAAGUCUUGGUGGCUGGAUCAUGCUUCAUGUUGCCAUGGAAAUGCCAGAAAGAAUUCAGGGUUUGAUUGGCAUUGCUACAGCAGCAGACUUUGUGUCAAGAAGAUUUGACAAUCUCCCAUUGGAGACCAAAACUGAGAUCCAAAAUAUUGGCUAUUGGACCAUACCAUCACAGUUUAGUCAAAAGCCAUAUAUAUUGACCUGGGAUAUGAUCCAGGAUGCAAGAAAACAUGUGCUGCAAGGUAGGAUUCCUAUUUCCUGUCCAGUCAGGCUAAUUCAUGGCAUGAAAGACCAGGAAGUCCCUUACAAAGUAUCACUAGAUGUUUCUGAUAGACUUCUUAGUAACAAUGUACAGCUGACUUUACUCAAGAAUGGUGGGCAUCGUCUGUCUGAGCCCAACAACUUAAAGGUUAUCAUAAGAACGCUAACAGAAUUAUUAGAUGAACUUACAGAGAAUAAAGCCUCAAAGCUUUAAUUGUAAGUUUGGUGAUAAUAAUUUACAAAAAGGUUUCAUCUUGUUUUUCAUGUACAAAAAUUCAUAAAAUUCAUUCAUUAUUUCUA
Messenger RNA from Nematostella vectensis (starlet sea anemone), 943 nucleotides. Its product is annotated as palmitoyl-protein thioesterase ABHD10, mitochondrial. Gene Ontology annotation, molecular function: hydrolase activity, hydrolyzing O-glycosyl compounds; palmitoyl-(protein) hydrolase activity. Gene Ontology annotation, cellular component: mitochondrion. Gene Ontology annotation, biological process: protein depalmitoylation. NCBI's taxonomy places the organism in Eukaryota, Metazoa, Cnidaria, Anthozoa, Actiniaria, Edwardsiidae. The transcript has 2 exons. Bases 21 to 857 code for a protein of 278 amino acids. The record is from RefSeq and is a predicted model, not a curated record.